Molecule: messenger RNA, 3740 nt
Organism: Nyctereutes procyonoides (raccoon dog)
Lineage: Eukaryota; Metazoa; Chordata; Mammalia; Carnivora; Canidae
Gene: LIMK1
Product: LIM domain kinase 1
Exons: 16
Coding region: 886-2718 (610 amino acids)
Biological process (GO): protein phosphorylation; actin cytoskeleton organization; positive regulation of stress fiber assembly
Cellular component (GO): cytoplasm; neuron projection; nucleus
Molecular function (GO): ATP binding; protein serine/threonine kinase activity; protein binding
Source: RefSeq, a predicted model, not a curated record
AUGGCCAGUACCUCCAGGCCCUGAAUGCUGACUGGCACGCAGACUGCUUCAGGAGCCUCUCAAGUGCCGUGAUGUGACACAGGGCUGGCACCAGCCCCUGGGCCCCAAAGUCCUCGCAGUAAGAGCCUUGUAAAAGCACAAGGGUGUGCCUCUGGCACCAGCACUGGGGGUCACCAUCACUGCAGGGAUCCUUCCCUGGUUCUAGCUAUCCUCCCCGGUCAUGGUCAGGCCCAGUGGUCCAAGCUUUGCUCUGUUCCAGCUGCUGUGUGUGGGAGGUUCCUUCCCUUAAGCCAGCAGCGCACAAACCCGAGGGCCACUGUAGCUCUGGUGACAUCUCCCCAGAGGCCAGGUGGGCUGGCCCUGGGCGAGGAGGGGUGAGCAUGGAGCUGGCACAGGGCUCAGAGCCUGGGCCCUGGGAAGCAGCCCCCCCCCGGGGGGGGGGACCUCUCAGGCGAGGACAACAGACUGUCCUGGAAGUCAACCUCUGUUCCUGUGGGAGCGGCACCGGAAGAAGCAGCUGCUUCGGAGCUUGUUCUGUCCCCAGAGAGUCCCCAGCCUCUGGUGCCUUUGUCCAAUCAGAGGCCCAGGGGCCUGGACAGCGCUUUCUCAGGUGUGCAGGGCUGAGGGCUGGGGGAGAGUGCAGGCCACCACCUUCCUGCUUCCCUGCCCGCCCCAGAGUGCGCCCAGGGAGGAGGCCCCCCAACUGCUUCCUGUUGUGGCCCUACACCAAGUCCUCCUCACCCAUGGCUGCAGCCUCCUCCCCUGCUCUGUGGCCAUGCUAGCCCCACCCUCUGCAGCCUCCAAUCCUGAGGGCCUGGAGUAGGAUGGGGAAGCCACUGGCUGGUCUGGCUGAUUGCACUCCUCUGCUGCCCCGUGCUGCAAAAGAUGCUGGCCCUGAGGAGAAGCCGCUUCCUCAGAGGAGCCAAGUGUUGUGAAUGCAGUGCCUCCCUCUCACACCAAUACUACGAGAAGGAUGGACAGCUCUUCUGCAAGAGGGACUACUGGGCCCGCUAUGGAGAGGCCUGCCAUGGGUGCUCGGAGCACAUCACCAAGGGGCUGGUCAUGGUGGCUGGGGAGCUGAAAUACCACCCCGAGUGCUUCAUCUGCCUCACGUGCGGAACCUUCAUCGGUGACGGAGACACCUACACGCUGGUGGAGCACUCCAAGCUGUACUGCGGGCACUGCUACUACCAGACUGUGGUGACCCCCGCCAUCGAGCAGGUCCUGCCCGACUCCCCCGGCUCCCGCCUGCCCCACACAGUUACCCUAGUAUCCAUCCCCGCCUCACCUCAUGGCAAACGUGGCCUGUCGGUCUCCAUUGACCCUGCCCACGGCCCGCCAGGCUGCAGCACAGAGCACUCCCACACCGUCCGCGUCCAGGGAGUGGACCCAGGCUGCAUGAGCCCAGAUGUGAAGAAUUCCAUCCAUGUGGGAGACCGGAUCCUGGAAAUCAAUGGCACACCCAUCCGGAACGUGCCCCUGGAUGAGAUUGAUCUGCUGAUCCAGGAAACCAGCCGCCUGCUCCAGCUAACUCUUGAGCAUGACCCCCAUGACACCCCGGGUCACGGGCCAGGGCCUGAGCUCAGCCCCCUGGGCUCCCCAACCCCCACUCCCAGUGGGGAGGUGGGCACCUCUUCCCGGCAGAAGCCUGUCCUGAGGAGCUACAGCAUUGACAGGUCUCCGGGUGCUGGCUCACUAAGCUCCCCAGCCUCCCAGCGCAAGGACCUGGGUCGCUCUGAAUCCCUCCGUGUGGUCUGCCGGCCACACCGCAUCUUCCGGCCAUCGGAUCUCAUCCAUGGGGAGGUAUUGGGCAAAGGCUGCUUCGGCCAGGCCAUCAAGGUGACACACCGGGAGACAGGCGAAGUGAUGGUGAUGAAGGAACUGAUCCGGUUUGAUGAAGAGACCCAGAGGACGUUCCUCAAGGAGGUAAAGGUCAUGAGAUGCCUGGAGCACCCUAACGUGCUCAAGUUCAUUGGAGUGCUCUACAAGGACAAGAGGCUCAACUUCAUCACAGAGUACAUCAAGGGGGGUACCCUCCGGGACAUCAUCAAGAGCAUGGACAGCCAGUACCCGUGGACUCAGAGGGUGAGCUUUGCCAAGGAUAUCGCUUCAGGGAUGGCUUACCUCCACUCCAUGAACAUUAUCCACCGGGACCUGAACUCCCACAACUGCCUGGUCCGAGAGAACAAGAAUGUGGUGGUGGCUGACUUUGGGCUGGCACGGCUUAUGGUGGAAGAGAAGACACAGCCCGGAGGCCUUCGAAGCAUCAAGAAGUCAGAUCGCAAGAAGCGAUACACGGUAGUGGGCAACCCAUACUGGAUGGCGCCUGAGAUGAUCAAUGGCCGCAGCUACGAUGAGAAGGUGGAUGUGUUUUCCUUUGGAAUCGUCCUGUGUGAGAUCAUUGGGCGGGUGAAUGCGGACCCCGACUACCUGCCCCGCACCAUGGACUUUGGCCUCAAUGUGCGGGGCUUCCUGGACCGUUACUGCCCUCCAAACUGCCCGCCGAGCUUUUUCCCCAUAACUGUGCGCUGCUGUGAUCUGGACCCCGAGAAGAGGCCCUCCUUCAUGAAGCUGGAGCAGUGGCUGGAGACCCUCCGCAUGCACUUGGCCAGCCACCUGCCACUGGGCCUGCAGCUGGAAGAACUGGACAGGAGCUUCUGGGAGACCUACCGGCGAGGCGAGAGCGGACUGCCCGCUCACCCCGAGGUCCCUGACUGAGCCCAGCCCACCCGGCUGCCCCCGUGCCCACCUCUGGAGGACCCACCCUGUACCACACUCCUCUACAGGUCGUGGCCCGGGCAUGGAGCCCCCAGCUGGGCAGCAGGCACCCAGACUCCUCCCCAGCACCGGGCCCUGACUUGCCUUCUCUUAGCCUGUGGGCCGUGGCCCCUGCCCCAUCUCUGCCCCUGGCCCCAGAGCUGGCCUGGCUGCACACACGCCGUCACCUCACCCUGCCUUACCUGUCUUGGUGGGGCCAACCCCUCUCGCUUCUCCUUGCAUGAGCUGGAGGGCCCGUGUGAGUCCUGCCCCAUCCUCCACCCCGCUGCCCCUAGCCGUCCUGCGCACACUCCCCGUCUGUGGCUUCUCUGAGGCCAGGCCAGUAGACAGCCUCAGACUGGACUGGUCAAGGCUGUGUUCGUAGGAGGGCACCAAAUGAGGGAGAGGCUGCAUUCUGGGGUGCGUCAACCCCCCCGGCGGGUGGUGUCUCUGUAGUAGCAGGUAUUGAUAGUUACCCAAACCCCCAAACAGAGAGGUCUGCCUCUGGAGGGUGGGAGUUCCCAGUAGCUAAGCCGCAGGCCUCUCUUGCUUUGGGUCUCUUCAUUUCUUUCUCGAAGCCACUUUAGUGAGAAGCAGCAGGUACCAGGCCUCAGGGUGAAGGGAGGGUCUGCUGGGGGAGAGGGGAGCCAGAUCCCUGGAUCAGAGCUGCCGGGAGGAGCCACAGAGGGACGCUGGGCAGAGCGGACGAGGCAGGUGUCCACCAGCAUCCCAAUCCCCAAAGUCCAUCUCAGUGCCCCUCCCGGGCUUCUCCCCAGGCCGCCCCUCCCCGUGGCCCUCUGUCCUCUGGGUUCUUUCUGUGUAAUCUAUUUUUUGAGAAGAAUUUGUAUUAUUUUUUCAUACGGCUGUAGCAGCUGCUGUCAGAGGGCUUGGGGCUUUAUUUUUCUGGCGGGCGGGGGUGGGGGAGCCAUUUUGUCACUUUGCCUCAGUUGAGCAUCUAGGAAGUAUUAAAACUGUGAAGCCUC